AUGUCCAUUAUACAAGAUGACGUUCAACCACAAGUCGACGACAUCUUCUCCUACAUGUGCUCUUUGGCGGUGGCAAAAUGCGCCAAGAAAUCGGAGAAAAAGAAGGCCUCGUGCGGCGGUGCGGCAAUGCGCAAAAGGUCCGUGUUUUGGGCUGGGGAAACUGUCGUAUUUUAGGCUGGGUCUAGGUUAAAAAAUAUUUUAAGGAAAUCAGAAUAGGUCUAAAAAGCUUUUGUGGCAAUUUUUUUGAAGAAUUUUUUUGAUUUUUGGAUACUUUUUGAUACUUUUCGAUGACCGCCAAAAGUCCAUGUGGCUUGGGAAAUAGUCGUAUUUUAGGCGGGGAAAUGGGUGAAAAAUAUUUUAGAGUGGUUAGAAUGGGUCUAGAAAGCUUGUAUGACGAUUUUUUCGAAGAAUUUUUUUGGAUACUUUUUGAUACUUUUUGAAAUUUUUUCAAAAUUUUCGAAAAAAAAGUUUUGGCAUUCUGUUUCAGCUGCUGUAAACAUAAUUUCUACAAAAAAUCGUAUCUUUUGACCGCUAAUUCGCCGAGAUAUGGACAAAAAAAAUCUUUUUGACCGUCUCUAACGAUUUUCUGGAAAAAUCGUUGAAUAUCUCGGCUGAAAUUGUAAAUUUUGGGCUGAAAUUUUCACAGAUUAAUUUAAGAAGCAUAUAUAUCAUAUGGGGGAAAUUUGAAAAGAAUCUGAAAACUGGUACUUGAAAAAUUUUAGUUUUAAAAUUUUGGGUAGCACUGGGAUUUUUCCGAAAUUUUAUGUCCAAGUUCUCACCCGAAACGCAUCAGACCGGCCUCCGUUUUCAGACUGCUGAUCAAAAAUUUCGUCGCGUUCAUGCUGGAGCAGGAGAAGAACAUGUCCGAGAAGUACGACGACGAAGUGACCCGAGAGCUCCGCAAACAGCUCAAAGGCAAGAUCCCCUCCACGUCGGCGGAGAAGAAAGCCCUCGUCGAAGACGUCCAGGACGACGAUGAAGAGGAGACGGAAGAAGUUGAAGACGAAACUUAUGAAGAGGAGGAAAUGAGAGAGGAAAACGAAGAAGAGACAGAAGAAGAGGAAGAGAGUGAGGAAGAAGAGGAGGAGGAAGAGGAGUACGAAGAAGUUGAGGAUCCAUUGGUACAAGAUUUGAAGUGAGUUUAGAGAAAAAAUGACUUUUUGAGGGGAAAAAAUUAAAAUUUUUUUUUAAAAUUUUUUGGAAAUUCCGUGAAAAAAUUGGUUAAAAAUAAAUAAAAAAUUGCUUUGUGGUGAUUUUAAAAGCUGAAAAAAUGAUUUUUUGAAAGAAAAAAUGGAAAAAAUUAAAAAAUUUUUUUGAAAUUGAAGAAAAAAUGUAAAAAAAUUGCUUUUAUAUAGAUAUUAUACAGUCUUCCUUAAUUUUUCUUAAUUUUUUGGACUAAAAAUAGACUUUUUCCAAAUUUGGAUACUUUUUGAUACUUUUCAAAAUUUUUUUGGAAUUUCGAAAUAAAAUUUUGGCAUUAUGUUUCAACUACUGCAGGCGUAUUCUCUUCAAAAAAUUUAGCUUUUUUCUCAUCAAUUCGCUGAGAAAUUGCAAAAAAAUAAAAAAAAAAAACCGUAAUUUUUUUACCAAAACUCAAAAUCAACGUUUCCAGUGUCCAAUCGUUUGAUGAUUCCCUCCCGUCUGACCUGAACGACUCGCUGGACUCCUCCUUCCUUGCCCCCACCAACCCCAUGUUCAUGUACAGCGAGUGCGAGGACCUGGCGCCGAUGCCGCCGUCCGCCGAGCUGGACGACUGCCUGAGCGACUGCAGCUACGACCCGCUCUUCAACAAGCCCAUGCCGCCCACCUUCACCUCCAACACGCCCAGCAGCGCGGACAUGGUGUCGUCGCCGACGUCCGCGCCUUCCUGGCGCGAGUCCGAACCCGACCUGUACAUGUUGGAGGGGUCGCGCCGCUACUACGACGACUACCACACCGUCCCAGCUCGGGAUUACUCAUUGUAAGCGGAUUUAGAGCUUGUUAGGGCGGGAAUUUUGGGUUCCCAGUUAAAAAAAAUUUUUUUUUUGUUUUGCACUGUGCAAAUUUUUGGGAGUUUUUGAAAUGCACUGUGCGAUUUUCGAGUAAAAAAAACUUGCACUGUGCGAUUUUUAGAGUCAAAAUUUUUCGCACUAUGCAAUUUUUAGUUCCUUAAAUUUUUGCACUGUGCAGUUUUUUGAUCUAGAAUUUUUGCACUGUGCAAUUUUUUUGAUCAAAAAUUUUAGCAAUAUGCUAUUUUCAGAUCUUGAAAAUUUUGCACUGUGCGAUUUUUACAGUCAAAAGUUUUUGCACUGUGCGAUUUUUAGAGCCCAAAAUUUCUGCACUGUGCGAUUUUUAGAGUCAAGAAAUUUUGCACAGUGCGAUUUUUGGAGCCAAAAAUUUUUGCACUGUGCGGUUUUUAGAACCUAAAACUUUUACACUGUGCGUUUUCUAGAACCUGAAAUUUUUGCACAGUUCGAUUUUUGGAGCCAAAAAUUUCUGCACUGUGCAGUUUUGAGCUAUUUUUCAAACCUCAAAUUCCCAAUUUCUAAUCCAUUUUUUCUUGCAGACUGGGCAGCGACGAGAUGCCGUCGACGCACGAGAACCUGUUAUAUCCGGUGUACGAACAAUUCAUGAUCUCGGCCUCGUGCCCGGCCGCCUCGGACUACAGCGUGCCGCAGCCGCUGCCCGAGAACUUCAUGGAGGAGGGGAAUGGCGCGUCGCUGGCCGACACCACUCCCCCCUCCGCGCUGCCCUCCAACCUGAACACCUACUCGGAGCUGCUGAACGUCAGCUCGUGCCCGAUGAUCGGGCAGUUCGAGAAGGAGCCGUGCAAGAAGAGCGAAUCCACCACCGCGUUCGUGGACCUGGUCAAUGUGGUAAGGAUUCGAUUUUUUUUUUGAUUUUUUUUGCACUGUGCGAUUUUUAGAACCUAAAACUUUUGCACUGUGCGAUUUUUCGAGCCAAAAGUCUAUGCACUGUGCGAUUUUUUGAGCCCAAAAUUUCUGCACUGUGCAAUUUUUUCAGCAAAAAAUUUUUGCACUGUGCGAUUUUUUGAGUUAACAAUGUUUGCACUGUGCAAUUUUUAGAGCCAAAAGUCUUUGCACUGUGCGAUUUUUUGAACGAAAAAUUUUUGCACUGUGCGAUUUUUAGAGCCCAAAAUUUCUGCACUGUGCGAUUUUUAGAGCCCAAAAAUUUUGCACUGCGAUUUUUGGAGCCCAAAAUUUUUGCACUGUGCGGUUUUAAGAACUUGAAAAUUUUGCACUGUGCGAUUUUUUGAGCUAAAAAUUUCUGCACUGUGCGAUUUUUAAAACCAAAAAUUUCUGCACUGUGCGAUUUUUAGAACCUAAAAUUUUUGCACUGUGCGAUUUUGUGAGCUAAAAAUUUUUGCACUGUGCGAUUUUUUGAACCUAAAAUUUUUGCACUGUGCGAUUUUUAGAACCUAAAAUUUUUUUGAAAUUUAAUGUAAAGUGCAAUAUUUAUGCUAAAAAUAAUUUUUUUCAAGGGAAAUCCGCUAUAUUACAAGCAAAAAAGCAUCUUUUCUCUGACCGCCCUCCUCAUUUUUUGUACUCUCUCGGGAAAAAAGAAAAGCUUGUAACUUAGCUGGCGGUGCUAGGAAAUAUCUAAAAUUUGGUGUGAUUAAAAUACACCCUAUGUACUGUUACUAUACCAAAUUUGAAAGAAAUCCAACCAUCCUACUUUGAGCACUUCAGCUCUCAAAUUUUCAUCAAGUAUAAUAUAAGAAACCAAAUUUUUCCCUAAUUUCCCUCGAUUUUCAGCGACCCCCGGUCUCCAAAGUCGCCAACUGCGGGAUGGAGGCCUACCUCAGCGAGUCGGCCUCGGUCUACGGCCACUGCAUCACCGACUUGGACACGAACACCACCACAAUGGUGGACUCGGCCAAGUUCGAGCCCUCGGCCCGCAAACGCUCCGCGAUCUACGACUGUUUCGAGGGCGUGGCCAAACGGCUCAAGCUCUAA
Bursaphelenchus xylophilus (pine wood nematode) is the source of this 3956-nucleotide messenger RNA. The record is from the annotation of a GenBank genome assembly. Lineage: Eukaryota; Metazoa; Nematoda; Chromadorea; Rhabditida; Aphelenchoididae.